AUGGCCGACGUGGGAGGUUUUUACAAUGAUCCGUACCGCGACGACAGGAUAGACAUUGAGUUACGCGCGCUUCCUCGCCUACACGCUCCCGAGGGUCAUUCGUGGGUAUGCGGUGGGAAGCUUGGUGCCGGUGGCUUCGGGCGAGCAUAUCUCUGGAACCUCGUCUCUAACGCAGAUCAAAAAGUUGUCGACCGCGUUGUGCUCAAAUAUACCGAAGUACGAGCAGAUCAAAUCAUCACCGAUGGAGGUCUGGGUCAGGGACAUAUCAGGGAAGUCUUCAUGCAGAGGUCUCUCGUNGCCCAAUGGCACCCCCCGGAUCGAGUAUAUACUGUACCCUUGUUGGGUGCUGAGCAUUGUUCUUGGUCGCUUGAUUCCUGGAGAUACUACUCGCCCUACUUCGCCUUUGGAGACCUCUUUGAUUUGAUUCAAACGCAAGGCAUCGAGACGGGGUCUACGCUAAAAGGACACCGACAAAUCCCCGAACCAUUUGCUUGGUACAUACUGCACCGACUCGUUUCUGCUGCAGUGGUCAUGGACACAGCAUUCCGCACUAGUCAAACCGACUAUCAAGUCGCACACAUCGACAUGAAGCCCGAAAACAUAUUUCUUGGUGCUCCUGGCUCUCUGGGCAAGAACAAUAGCUUUCCGGCCUAUCCUCCAUGUUACCUUGGCGAUUUCGGAAAUGCACACAUCACUUACAAAGACGACCCGUGGAGCUUUGUCAUGCUUGGAGGUUGUACACAAGGAUGGUCUGCUCCCGAGAUCACACAGUUUUCCAGAAUGCCCAGGUCUUGGCAAGCACCUGCUGGAUCUCACACGAACAUCUGGCAGAUCGGCUUCAUUAUGCAGUCCAUUCUGAUGGGCAUAGCAGUUCACGGCAAUGAUAUCAACUGGGAAGCGUGCGAUUUUGAUCCCGUGCCUUCCUACAGACCGCUUCCGAAGCGCCCGAAAGCACGUGAAGCAGAAAACCCUCUUCGCAGAGAGUACAGCCCUGAGUUGUUGAAAGUUCUCGAGGCUAUGGUGCAGUUCAAAGUGGAAGACAGGCCAACACCACAGGCUGUGUUGGAAGCCAUUGAAGAGCUCAUGCCCCAGUUCACGCAAGGCAUGGAAUGCUGGGGCACCAAUCAGUGGUUUGAUGAACUCGACGCUGGCGCUGCGGCCUCGGAAGAUGGAAGCAGCGUUUCUGGUUCCGAGGGUACACCACUUCGAGGCAUAGCUGCUGUUGAAAACGCCACGGCGAAACUUGUCGACAAGUUCAAGUACCUCUUCUGCGUCCCUCGAGCUCGCCCCAAGCGCCGCAGAAGCCCCAUCGAAAGGGAUACCUCACCCUUCAGCACAGUAAGAGCAAGAGCCGCAUCCCGCAAACGGCGUCAAGCCAUGGUCACCCGUCAGAUCAAGGAAGGCCUCAGACCAAAGCUACAACGCUACGUUAGCCCCGAUCCAUCCGACGACAAAUUCGUCCUUGCCGACGAUCUCAAGAUUAUACAUCCUAAGCGUCCAGAAACCAUUGGUGACUACUUCGCGGCCCCGGAUCCUGCUCCUACGUACUACCAAGAAGAUAUUGAUGAUGUGGAAGCCUACCAAAAAGCAAAGAGGGCGUUCGAAAGAGCGCAUCCUGAUGAUUUCCCACCCGUCGGCGCGGAGACGUACAAUUUCAGGAAGGAGGGGGAAGAACCGGGAGAGGUUGUACUUGACCAUCCAAGUCCGACCUCUAGCUAG
Aureobasidium uvarum is the source of this 1719-nucleotide messenger RNA. Lineage: Eukaryota; Fungi; Ascomycota; Dothideomycetes; Dothideales; Saccotheciaceae. The record is from the annotation of a GenBank genome assembly.